AGAGAGCACGUUAGCGUACGUGACGCAGGCGCGCUGAGGACCAGGCUCCUUCGAGCACAUGCGCACUAGCUGAACGGCUCUCUCAGCGCUUCUCCCUCCCGCCCUUCGCGGCCUGUCGCGGGAGAGUGAGGGGCUCAGUGUGCGCCGGCGCAGUGCGCAGGGACUUGCCCACGUGAGGCGCCGCUCAGUGACUGGCGGGAGGCGCUGCGCCAGCCGGGGGUGCCGGCGGCGGCGGGAGGCGGAGCCGGGGGCGCUUGGCUGCGGCCGGGAUGCGCCGGACGACAACGAGGGACAGAGCUGCCCUUCGAGAUCAUAAUGCAGCAGAAAAAUGAAAGAACAUAGAAGAAAUUUAAAUUGGAAAAGAAGUCGAUUGCUGUUCCUUUCUAGAAGAUGGACCACUGGAUUUUGGGGGCUCAGGAAAUACUGCUUACAAAAGAAGCAUUUUUUCCUAGCUAAGAGAAAAAGACAAAGUGCUCAAUCAGUUGUGAGCCUAAACCGGAACAAAGCGUCCCGAUCUCUCCAGUGCAGAAGAAAGGCACUCAGACUCCAGAGUGAGUGGGUUCCUGAAGUGCUUCUAAAUGCAAAAAAAAAUAAAAAACCAACUGCUGAACACAGCACCUUGUCUAGAAAAACGUCCAGAAGGGCAAAAAAGCCCUUUCCUGAUGGCAAAACUGGAAGCCCAUGUGCAGAGGCAAUAGAGAAGUUGGACAAUGAAUCCUUUCAGGGUGAAGAUCUCUUGAACAGAGUCACUGGAUUACAAGCAGACACUAACCUUGGCUGCAUGCAUGGUAAUGACCACAGUGCCUUUUGUGGUGGGCUGUGCGACGCUAUCUUACCUGUAAAGAAGAAUGAUUUCACACCCAGUGGAGAGGAACGCAAUAAGGAUGAAGGCAAUGCAGUCUUAGUAGUCUUAAACAAUAGUAAAAGAAGGUGCUGUUGCAGAGGGCUAGAGCAGAAUGGAACUUGUGGCCCCUUGACUACUAGAAAGAGGUCCAGAUUUAACCAGUACACUGUAAAAAAGAUCCCUGCAUUUAUGAUGCAUAAGAAACUUUCUAUGAUUAGGUUUCGGGAUAGAAUCAUAAAAUCCCCAAAACUUAGAGCAAGAGGCAAAACGUGCAAAUCAAGUAAAAUCAAGCCAAGCUGGGUGGAGAAAGUUACGAGGGACUGUCAAGAGAAUCUUCAAGGAGAUUUUGAAGGUGGAUUUUGUAACUGGUUUUCCUGCUGGAAAUCUAAAAAUAACUCCUUUUGGAACCUGUGUAGCUCAUCAGAUAUGAACAAUAAUACACCAGGACCUGUAGCUGAGGAGAAUAAGACACCUGCAUCCGACAUCUGCCUUACCCACGAUGCAUUACAACAUGAUGAGCUACAUUCUGAGGAACCUGCAUCCAGAGACGGCAGUGUUAAAAUCUGCCAACCAGAGCUGCACAAAACAGCUCCUUUGGGUACAGAGCCCUUGCACAGGACGGAAACAAACGAGGCUCCUGUAGUGGACAGUUGCCAUGAGGAUCUUUUCCUCUCAGUAACAGAGAGAGAAAUUGCAAUUUCAGGUCAAGAAGAUGCAGAAUCUAAUCAGGUUAUGUGCGUUGAUGAAAUGAUAUUGUUAGAAUCCUGCAAGGGGGAUUCAAAUAUGAACAAUAACCUUGCAAAUGGACCUUUUUUGGUGGAGCUGGCACAAAAUGAAGACAGCUCUUCCCAGAUGGAAGUCGAAGGCUCCAUAAAUCUGGACAUUUUUAGUGCAAAGUUACUAGAUCACCCUUACUGUAAAAGCCCCCUAGAGGAGCCUUUGCCAGAAAGCACAGGACUAAAAUCAGGAGCUCGAAAGGGAGGCAGAAGGAACAGUCAGAAAGUUUCUCGUGUGGCUGAUGAGCAGUUAUCAACAUGGAUUUGUGGAUUCCUAGAUGAAGUGAUGAAGAAAUAUGGCAGUUUAGUUCCACUCUGUGAAAAAGAUGUCAUGGCAAGAUUAAAGGAAGUCUUUAAUGAAGAUUUCUCCCAUAGAAAGCCUUUUAUCAGUAGGGAAAUCAUGAAGUAUCGGACAAGGCAUCCAAAAUCUUCCACUUGCAAUUUCCGGGUCUUCUAUAAUAAGCACAUGCUAGAUAUGGAUGAUCUGGCUACACUGGAUGGUCAGAACUGGCUAAAUGACCAGAUUAUUAAUAUGUAUGGUGAACUCAUAAUGGAUGCAGUCCCUGACAAGGUUCAUUUUUUUAACAGCUUUUUUCAUAGACAGCUGGUAACCAAAGGAUAUAAUGGUGUAAAACGAUGGACUAAAAAGGUGGACUUGUUCAAAAAGACUCUCCUGUUAAUUCCUAUUCAUCUGGAAGUCCACUGGUCCCUCAUUACUGUGAACAUCCCUAACCGAAUUAUUUCAUUUUACGAUUCCCAAGGCAUUCAUUUUAAAUUUUGUGUAGAGAACAUACGAAAGUAUUUACUGACUGAAGCAAGAGAGAAGAAUCAUCCUGAGUUUCUUCAGGGAUGGCAAACAGCUGUUACAAAGUGCAUUCCACAACAGAAAAAUGACAGUGACUGUGGGGUUUUUGUGCUCCAGCUUUUUCAUUUUCCUCAGUACUGCAAGUGCCUCGCCUUAGACCAGCCUUUUCAGUUCUCCCAGGAAGAUAUGCCACGAGUAAGAAAAAGGAUUUACAAGGAGCUGUGUGAGCGCCAGCUAAUAGAUUAACAGUAAUAAGAAAAGUCGAGCUAUUUCUCUGGCAUUUCUGAAGAGUUCCAGCUGGUGUUCGUGUACUUGAAUUUCUGAAAACUUCCGUGAAUUUCAAAUGACUCUCAGCUGAGUGGUGUGGCCACGAUGUUACCUCAACUUUUUCUGCUCUUUCCCUGGCAGGACUUAACAGAGCUGCCACAAAAUAUUCCUAAUGUCAGUUCGGUUUCCUCUUUUAUGUUCUUUCCUGUAUUUAAUAUUUAUUAUCAACGCAUGCGUAUAGGCAAAGCAUGCGACUAAAAAAAAAAAAGUAUAAAACUGUAGAUUUGGUGCACCUUUGAAAUGUAGCUAGAAAUGACAGAAUACAGGUUAAAAAUUUGUCUGACAACAUAAAGAUGCAUGAUCCGUUUUCUGAUGCAAUAAUGCUUUGAAUGUAUCAAAAAAUUCAAUGCCAUAAAAAGAGCAGCUAGAACCUUUUUUUGAAAACUCAGAUUAUUCCAUUUUUCUCAUUGUGGCUGUGUAGUACUGAGUGCCCGCUUUUUGGGGGGCGGGGGGAGGGCUGGAUAAAUCUGCCUACAGACUUUGUGUGGAGACCCCCUCUGAAUAGAGUUGAAGUCACUAAUAAAAAAAAUUGUUCUCUGUUAACCUUUAUCUAGCUGUCGUUCUCACCCUGUUCCAUGUGGUUGAAAAGCAGCCUUUGCACAAAUGAAACUUCGGCACUUGACUGUCUAAUAAAACGUGGAGAUAUUCAGCUA
Molecule: messenger RNA, 3405 nt
Organism: Mauremys reevesii (Reeves's turtle)
Lineage: Eukaryota; Metazoa; Chordata; Testudines; Geoemydidae
Gene: SENP5
Product: SUMO specific peptidase 5
Exons: 10
Coding region: 329-2671 (780 amino acids)
Biological process (GO): protein desumoylation
Cellular component (GO): nucleus
Molecular function (GO): deSUMOylase activity
Source: RefSeq, a predicted model, not a curated record